GUGGGAGUGAAGGAAACACAGUUAGGAAGGUCUUCCUCAUUUUAGCAGAGGAAGUCUGUGGCUGUGUGUGUUUAGUUCAGAUAAGCUUGCAGUGUGUUGCAGGCCACUCAGAACGUAACACAGCUGGCAUCGGGUCUGGACCAGGCCAGUAUUUCUUUACUUUGAAUCAUCUGCUUCAACUUUAUUACGAGCAGCCAACCAGAAAUGAAGCUCUGUCUUCUGGGAGGAAAAACAGAUAUGUAACUGCUUACUCUGAGAGCAUCUAAAGGGCUGGGAGCUCUAAACGGCCGUCAUGGGGAAUGCAAUAAAAAGACAGGAAAAGAAAUAUGCAGGGACUAGCACCUUGGACACAAUGUUUAAUGACUGUGACAACCUCGUGGUGAUCUCUGACUAUCCCUGUCGGAACAUCAGUGAGCCCAUCUAUAAAAUUGGGGAACGACUCAAGGGUAUUUCUCAAGAGGGUUGCUGGUGGAAAGUUCGCUCUUCGCAAACAGGAACUGAGAACUACAUUCCAAAUAAUCAUGUGGCUAAAGUUUAUCAUGGAUGGCUGUUUGAGGGGGUUGGGAGACAGAAGGCAGAAGAGCUUCUGUCAUUACCUGGUAAUGGUGUUGGAUCUUUUCUUAUGAGAGAAAGUCCAAGAGAGAAAGGUGUGUACUCUCUGUCAGUGCGACACAGGACCGUCAAGCACUAUAAAAUAUUUCGUCUGACUAACAGCUGGUUUUAUAUCUCACCACGUCUUACAUUCCAGUGUCUAGAGGACAUGGUCAAUCACUACUCUGACUCUUCCGACGGUAUAUGUUGUGUUCUCAGCGCUCCAUGUUUGGCUUUAUCGGUCUCUGCCCCGAGCACAACCCAAGACCUGCCCAUAGUGAUGCGCCGUAACUUGGAUUGGAAGAAAGUAAACAGGUCACAGUUAAUUAACCCAAAUGAAGUGGAUUUGGUGGACAACAAAGAUAACACGAUGAGCUAUGGGGUGAGGAGCAGCAUAGCUGCUUAUAUGUCUUUAACAUCGAUACCUCAGCCCGAGAACUCCAAAGACCGCAAGAAGAAGAGCAAGUCUAUCUACGUGAUACCCUACCAUGAUAAUGUGGAUAUAGAUGAUGACAAUUAGCAGAUGACUAUAGACUUUGAACACCUGCACAUUUGUUUGGAGUCAUAAUACUUUCCUUUCCUGUGGCUCAGUGGUUAGAGCAUGGCACUAGCAAUGCCAAGGUCAUGGGUUCCAUCCCAGGGGAUUGCACAUAGUCAGAAACAAAAAAAAUGAUAAUAUAAUGCAAUGUAAGUCACUUUGGAUAAAAGCGUCUGCCAAAUGCAUAAAUGUAAAUGUAAUACUUUUGCACUGCAUUGUGUUUCUCAUGAAUCUCAUGUCUGCAGUGCUUCCAGAUGUUACUUUGGAUCUGUUUUAUUAUUUUUCUCAACAGUCAUUCUGAUUAAAUUCUCAUUACUGUACUACAGUAAUGUAAUAAAAUUUUAAAUAUAAGUUAGAGUAACUUGAAAAUACUGUCAAAGUAUUUCAUAAAUGUUAUUAAAUAGGCUUAUUUGUCCGUAGGCACAAAGUUUGAUUUGAUUUUAGGGUCGCACAUUCUUUAUAAUUUGUCUGUCAAGCACACAUUUCUUCCAUAUAUAUGAAUAUGAAUAUGAAAUUUAAACUAUAUAGUUGGGUUAUGCAGCAGAAGAAUGUAAUACAAUCAAGCAUACAGAACUUUAUUCUUUUAUAGCUUUAUUGGUUUCUGUGGAUGUGUGUGUGUGAAUGUGUCAGCAUGUGAUAAUUUAAUGCACAUAUGUCUUUAUCAAAAGCCACUGCUUAUUUCAAACUUGUCAGUGACACAUUUCAUGAAAGGAAUUUAUUAUUCAAUAAAUAUUUCCUUUUGCACUUUAUUUAAAUGA
This is a messenger RNA of Triplophysa rosa, 1887 nucleotides long. RefSeq names its product Src like adaptor 1a (gene sla1a). The coding region runs from base 293 to 1111 and encodes 272 amino acids. The record is from RefSeq and is a predicted model, not a curated record. The transcript has 8 exons. Lineage: Eukaryota; Metazoa; Chordata; Actinopteri; Cypriniformes; Nemacheilidae.